CAGAGAUCAUGUCGCAUCGUCUCAUCCGCCGCACUGCUCUCCUCGGUCUGAGCCUGCUGUCGAUUUCAGCCCGCGUCCUCGCACAAGCACAUCCAUAUCCACGACAGCUAACGAAUCUGAACCCAAGCAUCUGCAAACCGCAACUGGCAUCAUACUCCUCCAUACCCUACAAUCACCACCCAACCUCCACCAUGACCGAACCAUCCAACACACCAGAGAACAAAACCGAACCCCCAAACUCCACAUCUACAUCUACAUCCACCCCACUCGCUCUCCCAGAAGCUUCGUCCUCUUCCUCCGCGGACACAAACAAACUCGAUCUAAGCUCGGGCAGUUCCAGCGUGAAACUCGACCAUCUGGGCCCCCUAGUUGUCAACCAGGAUGGAAGUCUCUCCCGCAUUGCGAAUUGGGAGCAGAUGACGGAGAUUGAGAAGAAGAAUACACUGCGCGUGCUGGGGAAGAGGAAUCAGUUGAGGAUGGCUCAGUUGAGGGGCACUUCGGAUACUACUGAUGGUAAAGAGAAGUGAGGGGUUUUUUUUCUUUCUUUCUUUCUCAAUUGGAUUUAUUCUGGCGCACUGGUGUAUUUUUACAGCUAUAGAUACAUCCUACAUAAUCAUUGCAUAGCAUGGCUUUCUGUUAUUCUUCUGUCACAGCAAGAGAAUCAGACCUCGGCACUACCGGACAUGCUCUUCUCUUGAUCAAGGAAUUGUAUUCCCCCUGACAUUACACUAAGUAGUGAUCCCUCCAAUAUAGCAGAAUAAUAAAUCAAGCAUGUCAUUUGAUUAGGUGGCAGAACAAUAUCAUGCACCAAAAUAAUACAUCAUCGUCGGCCCUUCCGCGGUACUACCCCGCGU
Molecule: messenger RNA, 854 nt
Organism: Monascus purpureus
Lineage: Eukaryota; Fungi; Ascomycota; Eurotiomycetes; Eurotiales; Aspergillaceae
Source: the annotation of a GenBank genome assembly